CAGUAUUUCAUGAGGAGUUUUCACUCAGGACCUCAGAACUGAGGGUCCAUGUGGAGCCAAUAAGAAUGGCCUUGACAUACGGGGCUAAACUGCUUGGCAUCAUAACAGUUCUUCUGCACGUAGCCAGAUGCCAGAAGAGCCUGGAAAAGGACAGUUCUCCUCUGAGAUUCACCCAUCACCUAUAUAAUGCCACUAUAUAUGAGAAUUCUGCCCCCAGGACCUACGUUGACAGCCUCAUUCGAAUGGGCAUUACAGUUACCGAUCCCCUCUGGAACAUCAAGUACAAAGUUGUCGCUGGUAAUGAAGAUGGCCUUUUCAAAGCAGAAGAAGUACACAUAGGGGACUUUAGCUUCCUGAGAAUAGCAACCGGCAGCGGGAGCUCGCUCUCUCCUGUCCUGCUCAACCGGGAGGUUCGAGAUACCUACACGCUUACCGUCGAAGCUACAGAAAGCACGUACGAGUACCAAGCCAAAACAAAAGUCUUGAUUCAAGUGCUCGAUAAAAACGACCUGAAACCUCUUUUCUACCCUGCGUCUUACAAUGUGGUUCUCAGAGAGGACACCCCGAUUAAAACAAGUGUGGUAAGAGUGAGCGCGACGGAUGCUGAUAUUGGCAGCAAUGCUGAGUUUUAUUACUCCUUUACCACUAGAUCGCAUCCGUUUGCAGUGGAUCCUUGCACGGGUACCGUCUCACUGGUUAAAAGGCUUAAUGCCAGCCUGAGAGACAGGUAUGACCUGACCAUUCUGGCAGAAGACAGGACCAAGAAAAUUUCCGGAGUGCGGAAGUUUGGAAACGUCGCAACUGUUGUUGUAACUAUCGAAAAGGUGAUUGAUAAUUUUAAUCUGACCUCACUGAUCACUCUGGAACCCCUUCAAACAGACAGAGAAAGAAUGAGUAUUGGUGUCAAUGUUGAGCCUAACGUGAAGACACGGGUUUCCUCUGUAAGUAUAGUUGCCGGGGAUCCAGAGAAGAAUUUUGACAUUAUUCCGUCAGGCUUCGGGAGUAAUGACUUUCAAGUGGUCUCAACAAAAUGGAUUAACUGGUCACACAACACAUUCGGAUUGAAUAUCUCUCUUCAAGCAAAGGAUAAAAGCAGCCCCCCUUUGCUAUCACCACUUAAGAACAUCCAUAUCCCUGCACAAUUUACGUCCCUGAAAUUUGAGCAGAAUUUAUAUCAAGUUAACCUUAGUGAAUUUUCCCCUCCAAAAACCCAUGUUGUUAAAGUGUCUCUGGAUCAUACUUCAGCAAAUGUCACCUACCACAUCAGAAGUAAUUCAGACAGUCAAAACUUUAAAAUCAAUCCAAAAACUGGCAUUAUUAUUACUUCAGAGAAGUUUGACUUUGAAAAACAGUCUCAUUAUGAGUUUGAUGUUGGGGUAACUCCUGGUGAAGCUGAAGCUCAUCUCAUAGUUACCAUCAUUGAUGAGAAUGACAAUGCUCCUAGAUUUACUUCACCCUCAUACCAGACCGUUGUGCCUGAGAAUGCCCCGAUAGGAACCAGCAUCUUAAGCAUUUCUGCCGUUGAUCCGGACAAGGACAACAAUGGUUUUGUGACCUACGCACUUGCAAACACAGCCCCAAUACCUUUCGUCAUAGAUGCACUGACAGGGAUCAUCUCAACCUCUGAAGAGUUGGACUAUGAGCUAAUGAAAAGGAGGUACCACCUUAGGAUCUGGGCUUCUGAUAGUGGCAGUCCUUUUAGCCGUGUCAGUGAGUGUGAAGCCAUCAUUACGAUGACCAACGUCAAUGACAAUGCUCCAGUUUUUGAUAAAGGAGCAUGCAACGUCUCAAUACCUCAAGACUUCAAAGCCGGAAGCAGCAUUGUUGAUAUUUCUGCGGUCGAUUUGGAUGAGCUGGAGCAAAUACGGUAUGCAAUCGUGUCAGGAAAUGAAGAUAAAUUAUUUGCCAUUCACCCUGUCUCGGGAAGCAUUACUCUCGCUCGUCCUUUUCCCCUAGCCACCUUGAAGAGAGGAAGUCUCUGGUAUACCCUGAAAAUAAAAGUAACUGAUGGAAAAUAUAGUGCUGAGGAAACUACCGUCACUGUGCAUGUUACAGGUCAGGGAAAGAAAGUCAUAGCAGACUGUCAGGAAACUGGGGUGUUCAAGCAGUUAAGAGAGAAGCUUAUUGAAUCAAUGAAGCCUGUCCUUACUGCCUCAGAGGAUGAGACCUUCUCUGAUGUCUACAUAAUCAAUCGUCACUCUCCAAAGUUUGCUCAGGACAUUCCGAGCACCAUCGACAUCAGGGAGGACUUCGCUUUUCACAAGUCCAUUCUACACUUUAAGGCCACUGAUAAUGACAGUUCAUUUAACGGCAAACUUGUCUACGCAAUUUCAAGUGGGAAUGAAGACGGAUGCUUUUCGAUAGACAUGAACACAGGAGAAUUAAAAAUAAUAUGUGCGCUGGAUAGAGAAACAAAAGCAUUCUAUAUUCUCAACAUAACUGUGUAUGAUUUAGGCAUUCCACAAAUAUCUGCAUGGAAAUUUCUUGCCGUCAAUAUUCUGGAUGCUAAUGACAAUCCACCACUAUUUUCUCAACCUAGAUACGUUUUGAGAAUUUCUGAAAACACGGCCAUUGACAAAAGCAUAUUUAAAGUCCAUUCUGUAGAUUAUGACCAGGAUGACAACGGAAUCGUCAGGUAUACCUUGUUAACUUUUACAAACCUAUUCAAAGUAGAUGAAACCUCUGGAGAAGUAAGGGUGGCUGGACGUUUGGACAGAGAGGCUUUCCCCAGAUACGACUUAAAGAUUGAAGCCAGGGAUCAAGCUAAAGAGGACCCUCAGCUUAUCUCAACAGCAGAUCUAGUGGUUGUCCUAGAAGAUAUAAAUGACAAUCCACCUGUAUUUGUGCCCAAAGUCUACAAGAUUAAAGUCCCUGAAGAUGCCCCUGCAGGCACAGUGUUAUUAUGGGUUGAAAGCUAUGACUUAGAUUUGGGCAGUGGCGGCCUCAUAAGCUAUAAUCUGAAAAACAGUGUGUCGGGGACCUUUUUGUUAGACUCGUCUACAGGAUUACUCACUCUUGAGAAGGAACUGGACUUUGAAAAUAAGAAGUUUUAUAACCUAACUGUUCGAGCUGUAGACCAUGGAAGCCCAAGGUCCCUGUCAUCCUCUUGUUUCGUAGAGGUGGAAGUGCUGGAUGUGAAUGAAAAUCUAAAUAAACCACUGUUUAGCAACUUUGUAUACAAUGCUACCGUUCAGGAAGAUGCCAAAGUUGACACUCCAGUAUUGACCCUGACUGCACUGGAUAAAGAUUUGGGGAGAGAUGGAGUGGUCAGAUACUACAUUCAUGAUGGAACAGGACUUGGUGUCUUUGUCAUAGAUGAAGAGACAGGAGUUAUUAAGGUGGCAGACACUUUGGACAGGGAGGCUGUACCACACUACUGGCUGACCGUGUAUGCCACUGAUCUGGGCACUGUCCCCAUGAUGUCCCGGACCGAAGUGUAUAUUGAGGUUUUGGACAUUAAUGACAACCCCCCUGAGCCGUCUCAACCUAUCUACUUUGCUUCAGUCCAAGAAAAUCUGCCCAAAGGCACAUCUGUUUUAAAAGUGGACGCUACUGACCAGGACAAAUCCUCUAAGGGGAAGUUAACUUUUCAGAUCUUGGAUUCUCAACGCACGUAUUUUAACAUCAACUCAAAAACAGGUGUGAUCAGCACUCUCUCAGCCCUGGACCGAGAACAAAAACCAGAGCACAUUAUUGAGGUGAUCGUAUCUGAUAACGGUGCUCCUGCGCUGCGUUCUACGGCCACCGUGGUCAUUCAGGUGCUAGAUGAGAACGAUAACAGGCCUCAGUUCAGUCACAAACUCCUUCAGGUGAAACUGAUUGAACAACUUGACACAGCACAGCCUCAGGAGGUCUACAGGAUGAUUGCUCGUGAUGAUGACGAGGGGCCUAACGGCAUGAUUACCUACACCCUGGACGACAACAAAGAGGGACAGUUCGAAAUCCACUCUGAAACUGGGGUAGUGACUGCCAGGGGAGAGUUUAGAUCUGGAAACUACAGCAUCCUAACGAUAAAAGCCACAGACCAUGGCAGUCCCCCCAAAACGUCCAAGUCACGUCUGGAUGUAGAAUGGUUGCCAACACUGGAGCCCAGUUCGGUGCCACUGGCUUUUGACGAGGAACAUUUUACCUUUGCAGUCAUGGAGACAGACCCUGUCACUCACAUGGUAGGAAUCAUCAGCACCGAGAUCCCUCAGAGCCUCCUCUGGUUUAACAUCAUCGGCGGUGAUAAAGACCAGGACUUUGACUUAGAGAAGAACACAGGUAGCAUUGUAAUCGCCAGACGCCUGGAUGCUGGCAGAAGAUCCAAUUACAAUCUGACCAUCAGUGUAAUGGACGGAUCUCAGACUAUAACCACCCAGGCAUACAUCCGAGUGCUUGACAUGAACGAACAUCGACCUAUGUUCUUAAAGAGUAUGUAUGAAGUCAGAGUUCCAGAAGACACAGCUACAUGGAAAGAGAUCCUGCAGUUUAGUGCCCGGGAUGCAGACACCAACAGCAGGAUAAUCUACUCCAUUCACAGCAGUCUGAACCCAGAAAGUCUUAAAUAUUUCCACCUGGAUCCAAAGAGCGGAGUCCUGGUUCUAACCGAGCAGCUGGACUACGAAGCUAUCUCCACUCACAGUCUCACUGUGAUGGUCCGUGAUCAGGAGAUCCCAGUAAAGAGGAACUUUGUAAAGGCUGUGGUGCACGUAGAGGACUGUAACGACCACAUACCUAAUUUUAUGAGUACUCAUUAUGAAGGAGGUGUUAGCAACUUGGCGCCAGUUGGGACAGAGGUGCUUCAAGUCAAAGCUUUGGAUAAGGACGCGGGCAGUAACGCUAAGAUUGUCUAUUCUAUUAAUUCAGGAGACUCAAAAGGAGUGUUUGACAUUGACCAGGACACAGGAAGCAUCCAUGUGGCUAAAUCAUUGGAUACACUCCCCCAAGAACAAUACCACCUUGUGGUAAAGGCGACUGACCAGGGUUUUCCCCAGCUGAGUGACCUCUGCCCCAUCAAUAUCCAUAUAAAUCUUUCAGAACACACAGCACCCAAGUUCAACCAAAAUGAAUACUUUACUGAAAUAAGUGAGGCCAGUCCUUUAGGCUUUCCAGUGCUCUCCGUCUCAGCUAGUUGUCCAUCGGCUGUGAAUUACAAGAUCAAAGAUGGUAACCCUAAUGGAACUUUCCACAUCAAUCCAAACUCUGGAUUCAUAUCUGUCCAAAAAGCCCUCGAUUUUGAAGAAAUCCGCUCGUAUCGGCUCCAAAUAAGCGCCACUAAUACAGCAGGAGUGUCUUCAGAUGCUCUUGUAUAUGUGUACAUCAUAGAUGAAAAUGAUAAUGCCCCGGUUUUGAUUCAAGACAGUUAUUAUGGUCAGAUCAGUGAGUCUGCACCUAAGAACAGCAUGGUUAUGGGCGAGAACAACACCCCUCUGGUAAUCAAAGCCUCGGAUGCUGACAAGGACAUCAACUCUCUGCUUAUCUUCCAAAUACAAGAGCCUGAGGCUAAACAAAUAUUUAAAAUAGAUCCAAGCAUGGGCACCAUCUUUCUGAUAUCUGAAGUAGACUUUGAAACAAGUCCUGAAUUCGUCUUCACCGUUCAAGUCCGGGAUUCUGGAGAGCCCUCAUUAGGUGCUGUCAAACCAUGCAAAGUGAUCAUUCGCGUCCUCGAUUUUAAUGACUGCCCUCCUAAAUUUACGCUUCCUGUGUAUACAGCUUCAAUCACGACCCCUGUUUUUAAAGACAUGAAUGUCAUUCAGGUAACUGCCCAUGAUUUAGAUUCGACCGUCUCUUAUGAAAUGAGUCAAAGUGAGGCAUUCAAAAUACACACAUCAUCUGGAGAAAUUUUGUUGAAUGAUGUGUCAGACUUACAGUCCUAUUAUGAGCUCACAGUUACCGCCUCAGAUGGUUUAUACAAAGACACUGCUCUAGUGCAAGUAAACGUGACUACAUCUGAAAAUACCGGGCUGAAGUUUGAAGAAAGGACGCAUGUGGGCUCAGUUCUGGAAAACACUACAUCUAUAAAGACUUUGACAGUACUCAGAGCUAUGGGUAGCUACCUCAAUGAACCCUUGAUUUAUUCAGUUCUCAACCCAAGGGAUAAAUUUUCAAUCAUUCAGUCAUCAGGGGUGCUGCAGACGACUGGUGUACCCUUCGAUCAGGAAAAACAGAAUGAGUAUGAUGUAGCCGUAGAGGUCCGGGACAUGAGAGAUCCACCGCGUAUAGCUGUUACGUAUGUCAAAGUCUACGUAGAUGAUAUCAAUGACAACGCACCUGUCAUAUCAAACCUCCCUCGUACACUAAUGAUAUCCGAUGAGGCAGAACCAGGAGAUGUUCUGUUUCAAGUACUUGCCACCGAUAAAGACACAGGGGAAAAUGGAUCUAUAAUAUUCACCCUAGAGGAGAAUUUUAAUCUCUUCAGAAUUGAUCCGUAUCUAGGAGACGUGUCCCUUCAACGACCCCUAGACUUUGAAUCCCUAAAUAAGUAUGAGCUCACCGUGAAAGCUUCCGAUGAGGGCGAGCCUAGUUUGUCAACAUCAGGAACAUUAUACGUUCAAGUGCAAAACCGUACCCAUCCAAUCUUUCAAAGUCUCUAUUACCCUUUAAGGAUACCUGAAAACAUUCCUUUGUAUACAACCAUCCUGCAUGUACAAGCAAAAAACCCAGAGGGCUACCGUCUUAUCUACAAUCUCGAAGAAGAAAACGCCUCAUUAUAUUUCCACAUCGACUACAAAACUGGAAUGUUAAGUGUCACGGAUGUCUUAGACUAUGAGACCCAAUCAAAGCACAUAUUGACCGUUCGGGCAACUGAUUCCGUGACUGGCACUUUUUCUCAAGCCAAGGUGGAAAUAGAUGUUGAUGAUAUCAAUGAUAAUGCGCCAGUUUUUGAAAAGCCUUCUUACGUAGCAAAUGUCUUGGAAGGUCUUCCCAUUGGGACAUCUGUAAUCCAGGUCUCAGCCUUAGACAAAGACUCAGGCAAAAACAAAGACAUAACCUAUGACAUUGUUGAAACUGAGAAAAAAGAGACAGCCUUUUUUAAAAUUGAUCCACUGAGUGGCAUUUUAUUAACAUCCCAGAUCUUGGACUACGAGACCACAACGGAGUUCCACUUGAAAAUCAAAGCUACAGAUAGUGGUACACCACCUCUGAGCAGCGAGGCCCAGAUUACAGUGAUGGUAACAGAUGUCAAUGACAACCCUCCAAACUUCAGCGAUUCUCAAUAUCGGGCUUCUUUGGAUGAAAUGGCCACUUGUGGUCAUGUUGUGAUUAAAGUCCAGGCCUCAGAUCCUGACAGCAAGGACAAUCUCCAAUAUAAAAUUCUCUCAGGCAAUGAAGGAAGGUAUUUCGCAAUGAAUGAAUCCUCAGGUCUUAUCUCAUUUUCCAAUGUCUGCAAGAGGAAUCUGGAUCCAUUCUACAAUCUUACAGUUGCUGUCUCGGAUGGUGUGUUCCAAAAGACCGCUCCCGUAAACAUAGACAUGAGCAGCAGCAACAAGCAUAGCCCUCACUUUCAACAGGAUGUUUACGAAGCCGAACUGGCUGAAAACUCAGACGCGGGAACGCGUGUGAUUCGGCUGGCUGCUAUCGAUCCUGAUGACGGACCAUAUGGAAGCGUGGACUACACCAUUAUCAACAAGCUUGCAGAUGAAAAAUUCUCCAUUGACCGUAAAGGACAAAUUGUUACCACUCAGCCUUUGGACAGAGAGGAUCCCUCACAGAGAGUGAUCGCCAUCAAGGUCAUGGCAAAGGACGGAGGUGGUAGAGUUGCUUUUUGCACUGUUAAGAUCAUCCUUACAGAUGAGAAUGACAAUCCUCCUCAAUUUAAAGCCUCUCAGUAUCAGGUUUCCAUUCAGUCCACAAUCAAUAAAGGUGCUCCAGUUAUUCAAAUAAUGGCUUACGAUGCAGACGAUGGCAAAAACGCUGAUGUUACUUACGCCAUUGAUGAAACAGAGGAAGUGACAGAGGACGUAAUUGAGAUCAACCCCUUUACUGGUGUGGUUAGCGUCAAGGAAAGCCUGGUUGGCAUGGACAACAAGAUCUUCAAUUUUAAAGUCCAGGCCCGAGAUGGAGGACUUCCAUUUUACAACUCUACAGUCCCAGUCCAGGUUAAAGUCGUCCCACCGGAGGUUCCUCUACCAAGGUUUACCGAACCACUUUACACAUUCUCAGUGUCUGAAGAUUUGCCCAUCGGCUAUGAAAUAGGUACGGUCAAAGCAGAUUCCGACAUGCCACUAAUUUACAGCCUAGUAGAUGGCAACACUGUGGAAGGCAACAGCGAUCAAGUGUUCGCUCUGGAUAAAGAAAGUGGAUCUCUUGUGGUGCAGAAAAAUAUUGACUAUGAGAAGACCAAGUGGUAUCAGAUUGAUGUGAUUGCUCAAGGCAAUCACAAUGGCACAGACGUUGCAUCUCUAGUCUCCGUUACUGUCCAAGUCCAGGACGUCAAUGACAACCAGCCCAUGUUUGAUGCCGACCCUUACCAGGCCAUACUGGCUGAAAACUUGCCUGCUGGCACCACCGUCAUCCAGGUCACAGCUAAUGAUUUGGACAGGGAUGCUAAUGGAGAAGUGACAUACAUUUUGGAGCAAGAGGCAGACGAUGUCAGUGAGAUUUUCACAAUUGACCCACAGACGGGGUGGAUAACCUCGCUGAAGGAGACAGACUGUGAGGCCAAGCAGUCGUACAGGUUCUAUGUUGUGGCCACUGAUCACGGGGGCAAAGUCAAGCUUUCCUCCUCAGCUCUUGUGGAGGUGACGGUCACUGAUGAAAAUGAUAACCCACCACAGUUCACAGAGGAGAUCUAUCACGGGUCCAUAAUUGAAAACAGCAGACCAGGGGAGGUGAUAGUUGCUCUGACUACUAUAGAUAAUGAUAUGUCAUCAGACAACAGACAAGUCACGUUGUAUAUUACAGAUGGAGAUCCCCUUGGAGAAUUCUCUGUCUCUGCAGUGGGAGAAGAGUGGCGGCUCAUCACAAAAGGUUCUUUAGAUAGAGAAGUCAGAGACAAACACACCCUUAAGAUAAUAGCCACAGAUGGAAAAUUUCAAACUGCUGCUACAGCAGAAAUUCACGUCCUUGACAUCAAUGACAACAGCCCACUGUGCGAACAAUUGCUUUACACAGAAGCAGUUAUGGAGAAUUCCCCAACAGGAAGAUUCAUUCUGAAAGUCUCUGCAUCAGAUCCAGACAUUGGCACAAACGGACAAGUUUCUUUCACUCUGCAUGGACCAAAUGCAGACAAGUUUCAUCUUGAUCCAAAAACUGGGGAGCUGUUUACCCUUGCCAUCUUGGACCGGGAGAAGGAAACAGAAUACGACCUGGUCGUCAAGGCAACAGAUGGAGGUGGACGCUCGUGUCAGGCAGAUGUUAUGCUCAUGGUGCAGGAUAUAAAUGACAAUCCACCUCGCUUCUCCACCAACCACUACGAGAUCACCGUGUUCGACAACACCACCGUUCGAACCCCUAUUACCGUCAUUUACGCCAAAGACCCAGACACAGGUAUCAACUCGGAGGUGAGGUACUCACUGCACAGCUUAAGCAGCGAGUUCUUUUCUCUGGAUGAGAUUUCAGGAGUGCUGCGACUGGAGCGAUCUCUGGAGGACAAGGCUCAGUCUGUCUUUAAUCUGACUGUUAAAGCUACAGAUCGAGGUCUUCCUCGCCACCUCCACUCCACAGCCAGGGUCACAGUGCAAGUGGUCGACCUAAGUGAAUACAAGCCUGUAUUCUUGAGCUCGGAAUACACGGUCAGCAUCCCAGAGUCCACCGCUGUUGGGACAGAGGUGCUCAGCGUGUCUGCCCUCACCAGAGACGGUACUGGAAGUGAGCCUGUCCGAUACUCCAUCAUCUCGGGCAAUGAGGACAGGAGAUUCCAGAUUAAUUCAGAGACAGGUGAAUUAUGGUUGAAAGAAGCGCUGGACUUCGAGCUGUGUCACGAGUACCAGCUAUCAGUGGAGGGUGCACGAGGCAAACCCUCAUUCACCGACAUCGCCAUGGUUAUAGUUAACAUCACAGACAUCAACGACAACCCGCCCGCCUUUAGCCGUGGAGACUACAGCGCUGAGAUCAGUGAAGAUAUCUCUCCUGGAACCACAGUGAUGCAGGUGACGGCAAUCGACCUUGAUGGACCACUAAACAAUCUCAUCCACUACUCCAUCGUGAGUGGCGACUCGAGACAGCAGUUCAGUAUCGAUCCUCGGAGCGGACACAUCAAAGUGCGCUCUGAGUUGGACAGGGAAGAGAUCACACACUAUUCGUUAACUGUUCAAGCCGCUGAUGAGGGCAAGCCUUCUCUGUCUUCGGCUGUCCAGGUGACGCUGACGGUGUCAGACGUCAACGACAACCCACCUGUCUUCUCUCAGACCAGUCACAGCCUCGUUCUGCAGGAAGGGGAGGCUGUCGGGAGUAGCAUUAUGCAGCUUUCGGUUAGCGACAGAGACACACCUCAAAACGGCCCUCCAUUCACUUACCACAUUGUGUCUGGAAAUGAAGGCAAACGCUUUCACAUCGACCAGGGGGGGCUUCUGUCCAUCGCCUCUCCACUCACAAAGAGAGGAAAGCCUCAGCAUCUGCUUAAAAUUCAGGUCACUGACAGUGGACACCCACCUCUUUCCUCUAUAUGUGUGGUUAAAAUCAAUGUCUCUGAGGAAAGCAAGUACCCCCCUACAGCCACCCCACUGGAUAUAUUUAUAACCAUGACUGAGCAGACCUUCCCCAGACAGGUCAUUGGAAAGCUGCAUGCCUCUGACCAAGACCCCCAAGACAUCCUGAGUUACAAGCUGGAAUCCCCAACCGGUGGCCUCUUCUCUAUUGACUCUUCAGAUGGAAAAAUCGUAGCCGAAGCCCUCCAUCCAGGCCAGUACUCUCUUAACGUGACAGUAUCCGAUGGCAAAUUUACCAUCCAUUCUGGCGUUCGGGUUGAUGUGUGGGCUGCAUCCCAGCGGGAUUUAGAUAGAGGCUUCACCCUGCGCCUGGCCAACCUGAGUGCCGAGGAGUUUCUGGCUGAUCACUGGCGGACGCUCCAGCGCAGCCUGAGCACUAGGUUGGGAGUUUCUACGCAGGAGCUUCAUGUGGCCAGCCUGCAGCAGGAUCAAGGCCAGGAGGUUCAGGUCCUGUUAGUGCACAGGGCUCAGCAUGGCUCGGCUCGGACCUUUAACCCUCAGUUCAUAAGUACCACACUGGAGCAUGUUAAGGCUACCCUGGGACUGAGUAUGCUUAGUGUGAAGCACGAUGGAUGUACUGGGGAUGGCUGUUCUCCACCGGGCUGUAAAAGCUCUGUGUUGAUGAGUGAGGAGAGAGUGAGCCAUUACAGCACAGCCCGGGCCAGCUUCAUCACUCCACAACACAGCUGGGAGAGCGUCUGCAGCUGUAAUGAGUCAGCUAUGAGAUUUGAUGGACACGGUUAUCUAAAAUAUCUUUAUUGGACAAACGAGGAAGAACAGAACUUCCAGCUGUCGCUUCAGAUAAAGACGUCUGAUGCUGAAGGGACUCUGAUGACAACGAAUGCUUCUGAUUGGGCAACACUAGAGCUGGUGGAGCAGGAGCUCGUGCUCCAUUAUGGCUGUGGGAACGGGCCGGUUGGUGUUCUUCCAAUUAGGGAUUACUCGCUGGCUGAUGGUCGUUGGCACCACAUCUCCCUGGAGGUCAACAAAACCAUGGUGAAGCUAACUGUAGACCACACACACUCCACCUUCAAGCCCUUGUCGGAGCCGUGCAGGCUGACUCAGGCCAAUGGAAUCCUGAUGCUCGCCAGUACCAGCCACAGAGCCCAAAAGCCAGACCUUAGGGGCUGUUUGAACACUAUUCAUUUUAAUGGUCAGCCGGUGAGAAGCCAUGAGGGUCUGGGAUCAGAGAGAAGUCGUUUAUUUGGACAGUAUCAGUGCUGUGAAUUGGAUGGAUGUGCCAGUAAUCCUUGUGAGAAUGGAGGCACAUGUGGAGAGGACUUUAAUGGAGCCGUCCACUGUAGCUGUCCGCCUCAGUUCUUCGGCAUGUACUGUCAGCAGAAUGACAAUCCCUGUGCAUCUCAGCCGUGUGGACAAAACAGCUCGUGUGUACCCAGCGGUCAAGGUUACAGAUGUAUUGUGGAGAACAAGAACGUGAUGGCACCCAUCGGAUACAUAGAGAUUGCAGAGAUCUGCGCAGGCCUGCUCUGCCUUAUUGCUCUCUGUGCAAUAUUUGUGUGCAUACGAAAACGCUACGUCAGUCACAAAAAACACAAGCCAGUUUGUGUGCAAGACUCCAACGGCUACUUCCCAACGGGCCUGACCAAGAGCAUGCUGCAGGAUGGAGGAGACACGGCGCCCAUGGAGAUGAACACGCUGAUCAAUGGGAAUAACCUGGACCACAGCCCUUUCCGUUCUCUAAAGCCCAGCGAUCAGCGAGAGGUGAGCUCCAGGUACCAGAGGACUCAGGGUCCUGUGGUUUGCAGCGUGGCCCCUAACCUUCCUCACCCUCCGUCAUCCAACUCUGAUAAUGAGUCACUUAGGAAGAGUAACUGGGAUCCUGCUUAUGAGGUGUACCCCGCUGAUCCAGACUACUUUGGGCGCCCCUCCGUCCAGGAGUUCCCACAGUUCGACAUUGUUGAGAGCACUUACCCCACCAUGCUGCCCACAGACUCCCGAAGGAACUCUCGAUUCGGGGGUUUCCCUUUUCCUCUGGAGCGCAGUGAGCGUCGUGCCCCGCUACCACCCUGCUACAGCCACCAGAACCUGGAUGACUUCCUGGGGCCAGACGGGAUGCCACUACCCAGCGCUCAGUGUCCCAACGAGUACACGGCCAUCAGCUAUUACCCUACGCAUCACGCUCGCAGUAUGAACGACGUAUCGGCGGGGUAUAAACGGCUGAGCGUGCGUCUGAGCGUGGCCCAGCCUUCAUACGCGGACUGUGGGUCGUCUACGCAUUCUGCCCCGGGUACUCGUGCUACCCGGGGGUGUGCUGGCUCUGAUAUGGUGGAAAGUGACUAUGGGAGCUGUGAGGAGGUCAUGUUCUAGUCCCUAACACUGCUCAUUCAGACUUUUCCAUCUGGAUUUAACAGGAUGAGGACAUGUAUGAAUUUCAGUGGGUUUAAUGGUUGAGGAAACCCAGAACUAGACUGUCUACACUGAACAGUAUUAUCUUUUCUUUCUGGUAUGAAGAUGAACAUGGAAUAUUUGACCACUUGUGUCGUCCUACCUGUCAUUUUUAAGAACACGCAACCUAAGCGGCAGUGUAUUUACCACCUGAAGCAUUUCAUCAUGUUUACAUCUUUAGUAUUUGUUGCAUGCUACACAUUAACGUUGUAGCAUUGACGCUCUCUAGAGCUGUUUAGUGAGGUUCUGGAACUAAACACACAUUUCAUGCCACUUUAUUGCCAUUUAUUUUCAUCCCAAACGUAGUUUUCUGUGAUAUUGUUUAAAAACCAACUGACCAUGAGUUAGCAAAUUAUUCAAAUGGUUUACACUCCUUAUACGACCUAUAAUUUGACCUUAUGCCUAGUUCACACUACACGAUUUUUGCCCUGAUU
This is a messenger RNA of Trichomycterus rosablanca, 13471 nucleotides long. It is a transcript of the gene fat2, whose product is annotated as FAT atypical cadherin 2. Gene Ontology annotation, molecular function: cadherin binding; calcium ion binding. Lineage: Eukaryota; Metazoa; Chordata; Actinopteri; Siluriformes; Trichomycteridae. The record is from RefSeq and is a predicted model, not a curated record. Gene Ontology annotation, cellular component: plasma membrane; catenin complex. Gene Ontology annotation, biological process: homophilic cell-cell adhesion. The transcript is spliced from 24 exons. Bases 66 to 12959 code for a protein of 4297 amino acids.